Messenger RNA from Pseudophryne corroboree (corroboree frog), 2812 nucleotides. RefSeq names its product complement factor B-like. Gene Ontology annotation, cellular component: classical-complement-pathway C3/C5 convertase complex; extracellular exosome; extracellular region. Lineage: Eukaryota; Metazoa; Chordata; Amphibia; Anura; Myobatrachidae. The transcript has 18 exons. The record is from RefSeq and is a predicted model, not a curated record. The coding region runs from base 87 to 2303 and encodes 738 amino acids. Gene Ontology annotation, molecular function: serine-type endopeptidase activity. Gene Ontology annotation, biological process: complement activation; response to bacterium; proteolysis.
CUUCACAGGUAAACUGUACAUCCCUGAUCACAGGAGGAGAGAGGUGCGGACAGUCAGGGAACUAGUGAUCGGAUACACUGUGCAGGAUGCUACCUCUGCUUGUCCUCAGCCACCUAGCAGUGUUCAUCGCUGCAGCUGUAGCUGAAUGUGACCUCAGCAAAGCGGCCAUUGUCAAUGGCACCUACACAGUGAGUGAUGAAGGAAACACUGGCAGUGUGGUGACCUAUAAAUGCCCCAAGGGAAUGUACCCGUACCCCGACUUCUCACGUAGGUGCUUAUCAGGUGGCUACUGGGAGAAAGAAAAUAAAAAGGCGGAAUGCAAACCUAUUCAGUGUCCCAGACAAAUUGCAUUUGAUGGUGGAGACUACUACCCGCGGAAGAGAUUUUAUUAUGUGGGAGAUGUCCUGACCUUUGAGUGCUAUGGUGGAUUUAAAAUGUUUGGACCAGGAAAUCACACAUGUCAGGAGAAUGGAAAAUGGAGCGGGGAGCUUACUAUCUGUGAUGAUGAAGAGGGCUAUUGCCCAAAUCCAGGAAUCCCGUUUGGGGCCACAAAAGUAGGCUCGUCUUAUAAAAUUGAGAGCAAAGUGAAAUAUCAGUGCCAGAAUGGACUGGAGAUGUUUGGAUCUAGCGAGAGGAAAUGUAUGGAGGAAAAGUAUUGGUCAGGAGCUGAACCGUCCUGCAGGGACUAUUACACCUAUGACACCCCCAAGGAGGUGGCGGCCAGCUUCCAGUCUUCCCUUGCUGAAAACUUUGAAUCAGCUGACCCAGAUAAAGUGGAAGGGCAAACAGUCCGUAAGAUAGGAAUAACAAAAGGUGGCCUUAUAAACAUCUUCAUACUCAUGGAUGCCUCAAAAAGCGUGGGAGAGGAUAACUUUCAAAUUGCACAGGAGAUCAGCAAUAUAUUUAUAGACAAGAUUUCCAGCUAUGACAUUAAUCCUCAAUUCGCUGUCAUCUCUUACGCGUCAGCUCCAAGAAUCAUUGUCAGACUCUCGGAUGUGGACAGUGCAAAUGCUGCUAUAGUCAUGGAUAAAAUUGCAGAUUUCAAAUAUGCAGAACACGCCGAUAAACAAGGGACAAACACACGCGCAGCUCUGGCUGAGGUUCAUAAUAUGCUGUCUCUGCAAAAACUAAGAGAAGCAGAAAAAUUCAAGAACACCAGAAAUGUAAUUGUGCUUAUGACAGACGGAAAACACAAUAUGGGAGGGGACCCAACUGUGGAAAUCAGGAGGAUGAGAGACCUGUUGGAUAUCUCAUCUAAUCGAGAAGAAUUUUUGGAUAUUUACGUCUUUGGCCUGGGUGACGUAAGUCAUACAGAGGUCAAUGAUAUCGCAUCUAAGAAACCUGGUGAAAGACAUUCUUUCAGAAUGGAAAAUGUUGACGAUAUGAAGAAGGCCUUUACUGAUAUAAUAGAUGAGACACAAUCUUUCCACAUGUGUGGACUCUCCAAGGAGAAAGUACUACUGAGCACUGAUAAGGACUAUAUAGAGAAGUUUCCCUGGAUUGCUAAAGUUGUCAUCACUCGUCCAAAGAGCGAAGAGAAUUGUAAAGGUUCCAUUGUGAGCAAAAACUUUAUCCUGACGGCGGCUCACUGCUUCUAUAUAGAUGAAGAACUGCAUACUAUCAAUGUGGACAUUGGAGACAAAAAGCUUAAAGUAAAAAAUCUCUACCGGCACCCCAACUAUAAACCGGACAGCAAAAAGGACAAAAACGUUCCAAAGACUUUUGAUUAUGAUGUGGCCCUUCUGGAACUGACGGCACCACUUACGUUUUCUGCCGAAAUCAGACCCAUCUGUAUCCCAUGUACAAGUGGUACGUCCUGGGCAUUAAAACAACGGGGGAAAGAUGUGACUUGCAAAGACCAAAGAAGUACAUUACUUUCUAACGAACUGGUCCCAGCCUUGUUUAUUACUGAGGAAGAGGUGAGAAAACCGACGGAGAAGAAUGUUCAAAUAAAGCAAGGGACUAAGAGGGAAGCCUGCCUCGCAGAUACCAGUAAAAUUCCAGAUUUUGAGAAUGUGACCAACAUUAGAGAUGUUGUGACCGACAAUUUCUUUUGCACAGGGGGUAUAGACCCAGUAGUUGAUCCUCAAACAUGUAAAGGAGAUUCUGGAGGUCCUCUCAUUGUGCUUUACAGAAAACGUUAUAUCCAGGUGGGAAUUAUAAGCUGGGGGACCGUGAACAGUUGUGAGAAGUCUAGAAGGAAACGAGUUCCACCAUUGUCUUGGGAUCUUCAUAUUGAUGUAUUCCACAUGAUGAGCUGGAUCAAGGGAAUUGUGAAAGAUGAUCUCGAAUACCUGGAUUAAAUCUUCCAAAAUAAUCUUCCAAAAUUAAGAAAUAUAUUGUUAGGAAAACGGAAGAGCAUUUUGGGGUGUGACAGUACACUAUUUAAAGGGCAACUAUCACAGAUUGAAAUGUAAUAAAAGAUUAGUUGAGCGGUUUAAGUAAUUUUUUGGUAUUAGAACAAUUUAAAACUUGCUUCUAGAAACAGACAUAUUCACACAUUAAUAAAUGAGUCCCCAUACCCUCACUCAGCCGACUUCUGUUGUCCUGUCUCAGUGUCAAGUCCCAUUGGUCAGUUGGCAUCUUCCACAAUGGCUGGAGCUGGGCACAGCCCGGAGAGACAGGACAAUAUGCUAAGCAUACAGUCACCUCUUUUUAGUUUUUUCUUUUCUCAGACGCUGAAUUCCACAAAUGCCAAUAAGUGUUUUAGGAAAAAACAAAUUUCCCCUUCUUUUUUUUUUUUAAGAAUAAUGAUUGCAUUCAACAUAACAUUUUGUACAUAUUUUUAUUGAAAUAAAUAUUUGUCAAUUUA